UGCUUAACAUAUACAGUAAUGUUUAACGACAUGUUUUUUAAUUUUUGGAACCUAACCCCCCCUUUUCGCACUAGUUUCGUAUAACACGGAUCCGCGUAACACGGCAAUUUUCUGGAAGGUAACUCCCGUGUUAUACGGGGGUUACCCGUAUGUAUUCAAAUUUGGCCGAACUCUCAAUUUCUCUUGUAGUAUUUUGAAAUACUCAAAAUCUUAGUUUUUCUUAUCAGAAUGGAUCCUUUCCAAGUGGUUUUUCAUUUUCGCCGGCUUCAUAGCAUCAUUGCCGAAAGUUUUUUUUUCACAUAAUAAGCACCUAGGAAUAGUUUCAUUAGCAAACGAUGGCACAAAACCAUAUUUUUCAAAUACUCCCGUGAAUAUUGUCUGCAUUUCUUCUUAGCAUUGGUAGCCGACAUUGUGGGUAUUAAAAUCAGAUUUUUAAUACGAAAAACGCAAUACGUUUGCGGCACAACGAAACAGCAGCAGUAAGAGACAUAACUUACUUAGGUGCGACUAAAUAUCCAGAUGGCACAACGCGCCGAUUGGUCGGCCGAAUGACGUCAACCUACCGGAAAUGUCGAUCAAUUAGCCUAAACUUCGUAAGAGUUUGGAGAGCGGGCAGACGUUAUAAUUAUAGACAUUUCGUGUAAAACUCGAUAAAAGGCACUUAUUUAUAAUUUCACUAGCUCUUACGUGUAUCGACAUUAAUGUUAAAAUUAUUGCAAAAUUUUCAAUUAACCUAAAUUACGUGAUAUCGAAGAUUUUAAUGUCGAGAGAGUUUUAAACAUCAAGAAGUAACUUUUAUCUGUUUUUCAUUUCAAUAAAUCAUUUUUGUACAUUUACUAUAAUAAUAAAAUAAUCAAAAACAACAAAUAUAAAUUGCAAAUUAAGUUCUUUUUUACAUUCUUUAUUAGACCAUACAGUAUUUUUAACCUUACAGAAACUUGUAUUUAACGUUUUAUAUAUAUAUUACAACAGAAUAGGCUAAGUGGAAAUGCAGAUUAGUUAACAAUUUAAUAUAAUUUUCACCUAAACAUAAUUCAUAGUUUUUAACGCAUAAUUGUUAAAACAUUUUAAAUAAUAAGUUAUUUUUUUUCUACAAAUUCUCUAAUUCAUUGGUUGGCUUUUCUAAUCAAAUUCCGCGGAAACUUAAUUAAAUAUAGACACCGAAUAUCGCUUGGCUUUAUAUUUUCCUAGACAACGCGAACAAAAAUAAGCUUACUACGAAAACAUUACGGUACAAACGCGACAUUACUUCUUCUCGGCACUUAUAUCGAUAAACAAUUUCCACCACGAAACGCGACUUAUUUAAAACAUAUUCGGAGGAAUUUAAAUACUUACGGUGUUAUUGAUUGUUAAAUAAUUUAUACAAGAAUUCUGUACUUUUAAUUUAAAAAAUGGUCGUACGAAUUUGAUUAAACAUAUUUACAGAUAUAUCUAUUAUGGAACUGGGUACACGAAAUUUCUGUAAAUUUGAAAAGUGUCGUUUCUUAACGCGCAGAUUUUGAACCGACAUUCAAAAGCGCAAAAUAUCUAUCGACACAAAGAACUGUCGAUCCUAACUAAAGCAUUAAAAAUUUUUUCCCAUCAGAGUAAAGGCCUAUUCUUUAUUCAAAAUUGUUCGACAACUGUUACAUCUAAACUUUAUAAUUUGUUAAGCCAGAUUUAUAAAAAUUUCUCUUUCGGAGGUAUACAAAACUUAGCUAAUUUUAUCGUUUCGUCUAACUAUAUUAAAUGCGCGUGACAAAUUCAAAAAAUAAUCUGACUCGUCUUAAUUAUAAAUUUCGUCCUUUCUCGAACUAUUUAUAAAUAAUAUCUGUAACAAAUUAUAAAUUUUCUGUUAUUCGUUAUCUGCGCGCGUAUAUUUAAAUUUAAAACACCAAUCGUGCUAUUAAAAUUAUCUAUAGUGCGUGAUUUGGUUCGGAAGUACGCAAAGAUCGAGUAUGAAGUUAAAAUUCGUUCAAAAAAAUAAAUAAUCUUAGUAAUUUAUUAAUUAAGUAAAAGUAAACCGUAUUAAAAUUAUUCCUAUAAAUUUAAGAAAACGUGCGAGCUGAACUUUAUACUGUAUUUUCGCUUUAUACUCAAUAUUACAACUAAAAAAAUAAUCUAUUUCCGCGUCACUUCGUUCCGACCACCACAAAAUAUAAUCCACCGGCAUUUCCUAUUUCGGUGGGUUGACGUCAUUCGGCCCACCAAUCGGCGCGUUGCGCCAUCUGGAUAUUUAGUCGCGCGUAACUUACUUCCGCACCAGCUAUAAAGAACUUCCUGUUUAUUCUCAGAGUUCGUGUUGCCACAUUUUGCUAACAAUAGAUAUUUACAAUUGGAAGGAAUUAUAAUUAUUCUAAACUAUUAAACUAAAGAUAUUAAUAAAUGUACGUGAUUUUUUCAUACGAACAUAAUAAUAAUUUGAUUUUUGGUGAAUUUUUAAAAUAAUAUCGCCUGACUGACUUAUAUUGCCGUUGGACAGUUUACGAACUAAACGCAAACAAGAUGGCGGUGGUAAAGGGUUAAUUGAUCCUCUUUGGUAUUAAUCGACCACUUUGGGGACCCCUAGCUUAGAAUAAACCCUGGAUUACCCUAAAUUGAGAAAACUGUCCACCAUCAUCCAGCUCGCGCUCGAAUAAAAAAAAUAAGACCAACGGUUCUAUGACGCGGAUCCUCGUGCUAUUAUUGCGAAAUAAUAAUCGGAACAAUUCUUAAUUCAUUGUUUUUGAAAAUUUAGUAGGUCCGCUGCUCAUUUAAACUCAACGGUUUGUACAAUAUCCGCUAUUGGUCUAGAUUCGACCAAUCCUGUCGCGACACGAGUCGGCGAUGACGUUUUAUCGAAUUAUAGGAGUUUUUUUAGCGUGUUUGUACGAAUACUGACGCAAUUUUUUCGCCGUCAUAUAGGAAUCCGAACUAUAUGAACCCGUGUUAUAGGAGGGUGGACUGUAUUUACUUAUCGAAAAAUUUUGAGUUACUCGGAAAUAUCUCUUUAUUUUUUCUAUAAAUUAUCGUUUUCUAUUACGUUUUUCAAAUUGAUUUCGAAAAUGCAGAGUUAUAGAAGAGAUUUUUAAUGCUUUCGUGGUGUACGCUUAAAUGUAAAACGUCAUAAAACGUGAGGCGAUUCGAUAGUAACGAAAGAAUAAAAUAUCUUAUAUUGGAAUACUUAAAAAUGGAAGAUGAAGUUGAUGGAAAUGCUGUUGGAAAUAAAUCUUCUCAUGUUCUAAAACAAACUUUUGACUUUGGUCCUUGGACACUUACAUCUAUAAAAAGUCAUAUUUUGCAGUCUAAAUGCACUAGUGCAGAUAUUUGUAAUGUUCUUAGACAGAACAAAUCAAUUGAAGAUAGUAAUAUGGAAUAUUGCACUUUUUGUAGAUUUGAAAAAGAAUUACAAUUACCUCAACUUCCAGACAUGACUUUUGCAAAUAAUAAUCUUAGUAUUAAACAUAAAGAUGGAUUUGGUAUUGAAUUUAAUUGUCUUGAUGCUUUAAAACUGGUUGAAAGCAAACAAGAUUUAAUGAAAGUUGCAAUUGCAGAGAUAUGGCAACAAGCAAGAAGUGAAUGCAAAUAUGCAAAAGAUGUUGUCAAGCCAUUUGACUGGACCUUUACUACAGAUUACAAAGGAACAUUAUUAUCAGAUGGUAAAUCACUCAGAAUAUCAGAAACAUCAGAAAGAAUUGAUUUAGAAAAAUUGAAAGUAAAAGAGAAAAUUAUGUUUUAUGAUGAUAUCCAUCUGUUUGAGGAUGAACUUGCAGAUAAUGGAUGUGCACAAUGUUCCGUUAAAGUUAGAGUAAUGCAAGGUAGCUUUUUCAUCUUGUUAAGAUAUUUUCUGAGAAUUGAUCAUGUUCUAAUUAGGAUAUUAGAUACAAGAAUAUAUCAUGAGUGUAAUAAAAAUUACAUGCUUAGAGAAUAUACCAGUCGUGAAGGAAAAAUUCCUGAUUUACAGGUUUCGUCAUCAAUUUUAACAAAUCCUAAUGAACUUUAUCAACAUGUACCCAUUACAUCUUCAAAUUAUGAGAAAUUAGAAUUUUCCAUAUGAAGAUGAACAGUAAUUAAUAUUUUUGUGAUUUAAAUUGAAUGUAUUAUAUUUAAGUCAUAAUCUUGUAAAUAUUUAUCUACAUUGCAUUAUUAUUACUCUUCAUUAUGAUGUUUGUUGUA
Molecule: messenger RNA, 4134 nt
Organism: Centruroides sculpturatus (bark scorpion)
Lineage: Eukaryota; Metazoa; Arthropoda; Arachnida; Scorpiones; Buthidae
Product: TIP41-like protein
Exons: 8
Coding region: 3149-4015 (288 amino acids)
Biological process (GO): TOR signaling
Cellular component (GO): cytosol
Source: RefSeq, a predicted model, not a curated record